CGGAGAGUUUGGCCUCGGCCAUUAUGCAAAGAUGGAGUUCGAAGCUCGUAUAAAUUCCGCUGUUUCAAGCCCGGAACGCUGCUUGCAUCAAGACAAUGGCUUUCGAUUCCACACCGCUCAAGGCUAAGCUCCAGCCAAAGCCAUUCAAGGCUCACGUCUCGGAUGAGGAGCUUGAAAAUUUCAAGGCUUUGCUGAAAGCUUCCAGGAUUGGCCCGAAGACGUACGAAAAUCAAGUCUCGGACGUCAAAGAUCUUGCAGGAUGGGGCAUCACCCGCGACUGGCUCGAAGCUGCGAAGGAUCUGUGGCUUAACAGGUACGACUGGAGAAAGACGGAGGCCCGAAUCAACACGUUUAACAAUUACACCGUCGAGAUAGAAGAUGGGGGGUUCCAAUUUCGAAUUCACUUCGUUGCGCUCUUUUCUAAGAAAGCGGACGCAGUACCCUUGCUCGCCAUGCAUGGCUGGCCCGGCAGCUUCUUGGAGUUCCUCGCCGCUUUGGACGAGUUCAGGAACAAGUACACGGAGGACACGUUACCCGUCCACGUGGUUGUCCCGAGCUUGCCUGGCUAUGGCUAUUCGAACGGACCGCCGCUGGACAGAGACUUUGGUCUUGAGAACGCGGCAAAGUUGAUGGACCAACUCAUGGUAGGCCUUGGCUUCGAGGACGGAUAUAUCGCUCAAGGGGGGGAUCUGGGGAGUUUCCUGUCCAGGAUUUUAGCCGUCGAGCAUCCUUCGUGCAAAGCAGCUCACCUCAACCUGGUGUCCGGCGUGGGGCCCGAGUCCGAAGCGGAGAGCAAGGAAUGGGAUCCGGCCGACCUCAAGCGCAUGUCCGAUUUUGCGUACAUGGGCACUGCGUACGGCCGUGAACAUGGCACCCGGCCCGCCACCAUCGGCUUGGUUCUCUCGUCGAACCCGAUAGCCUUGCUCGCCUGGGUCGGCGAAAAGUUUCAUCAGUGGACAGACCAGACGCCGCCAACGGAGGAGAUCUUAGACAGCGCAACGCUGUACUGGCUUACAGACACGUUUCCCAGGUCCAUAUAUCCCUACCGACAGUUCUUCGGCCCGACCCCGAAGCUGUUCCAUCCGGAUCCAGCCUACCACGUCAAGAAACCGCUGGGAUACUCCAAGUGUCCAAAGGAGAUCAUGCCGCUUCCGCCAAAAGCCGUCGCAAGAACGGGAAAUCUCGUCUGGCAAAGGGAGCACGCCGAAGGGGGCCACUUCGCCGCCAUGGAGAAGCCCGCACAGUUCGUCGAGGACAUGGAAGAGUUUGUAAGGGAGGUUUGGCCGCGGGCCAUCGAUCCAGGCUGUUAGAGCCGCACCUAUGUCUGCAGAUACGUGUGGCGAACAAGAUCCUUUUUUUUUUUAAAAAAAAAAAUUAAUUGAAUACAUAAAUAU
Messenger RNA from Verruconis gallopava, 1394 nucleotides. RefSeq lists its product as uncharacterized. Gene Ontology annotation, biological process: epoxide metabolic process. Bases 96 to 1310 code for a protein of 404 amino acids. Lineage: Eukaryota; Fungi; Ascomycota; Dothideomycetes; Venturiales; Sympoventuriaceae. The record is from RefSeq and is a predicted model, not a curated record. The transcript is spliced from 3 exons. Gene Ontology annotation, molecular function: epoxide hydrolase activity.